Microcebus murinus (gray mouse lemur) is the source of this 1409-nucleotide messenger RNA. The record is from RefSeq and is a predicted model, not a curated record. Lineage: Eukaryota; Metazoa; Chordata; Mammalia; Primates; Cheirogaleidae.
ACAGCACCACGACUCUCCUGGGCUACUGCUCAGAAGUUCCCUCCCCUCUCGUGCUUCUCCCUGAUGUCGGCCCAGAGGACGCCAUCCCACCCCAAGCCAUCCCACCCAAGCAGGCAUGGCUUGGGGAAAGAGGGAGGUGAAGGAACUAGGUGUUUUAAAAUUAGUUUUAAAAUUCUGUUUUUUUUUUUUAAAUUAAAGUGAUGCUUGGUUGCUGUAAAAAUUUAAACCACACGGAAAUGGAGUAGAACAUUUCUGCUUGCCCCCAAAUCUUCUUGCCCUGAAAUGUCCACUCUUCCCAUUUGACUGUGGCCUGUGUGCACACGAGAAUGUGUGUGUCUGUUGUAGAAGGAGGGGCCUGGCCUGGCUGUGGAGGCCACACAUGUGUUUUGUGUUCUGAGCCCAGCAGAGGGGAUAGGUAGGGACUCCAUUCCAGCUGGGUCAGGCCCCCAAGCCUGGCACCAAGGCUUGGGGCUGUGCCCUCCUGAAUUCCACAGGGGUGCUAGAGGGGCUCGUGGCAGCCUGGGGCGUGGCUGGGGCAGGAGCCACGCCCCCUCUAGUUCACGUGGCCUGGCAGUGAGUGGGGAGUGAGCCUUGGAUGCUCCCGUGGGCAGGUCUUCCUUCUUUCUGCCCUUUUCUCUGGAGUGACUUGGCUGGGUUGAGCCCUGAGGGAAGGGACGCAGGACCCUGGCUCUUUUUUCUUUGCUUGAGUUCUGCUCUAGGGGAAGUCUCCAGCACUCUUGGCCUUGAUUUAUUCGAGGCAGUGAGUGAUGGGGACGGGGGGAAGGACCUCAGGCAGGUGCCUGUGGACUGCGCAGAGUCCUCCCGAGUGGUCUCUUAACAACCACCUCACUGGCUCCCACGUGGCCAGGCGGUGUGUGGCAGGUGGCACCUCUCAGGGCCACGGCGAGGCUCGUGGAUGUGAGGGCGCUGUGGUGGAGGCGGGGGAGGCCCCGCGCGCUUCACAGAGGCUGUUCCCCAAGGUCAUUGAGCUAGUCAAGAAGUACGGCACGAAGCAGUGGACGCUGAUCGCCAAGCACCUGAAGGGCCGGCUGGGGAAGCAGUGCCGCGAACGCUGGCACAACCACCUCAACCCCGAGGUGAAGAAGUCCUGCUGGACCGAGGAGGAGGACCGCAUCAUCUGCGAGGCCCACAAGGUGCUGGGCAACCGCUGGGCUGAGAUCGCCAAGAUGCUGCCGGGGAGAACGGACAAUGCUGUGAAGAAUCACUGGAACUCUACCAUCAAAAGGAAGGUGGACACGGGAGGCUUCCUGAGUGAGUCCAAAGACUACAAGCCCCCCGUGUACUUGCUGCUGGAGGUGGAGGACAAGGACGGCCACCAGAGUGCCCAGCCUGUGGAAAGCCAGGUGAGACGGCUGCCCGGGGCAGCUCAGCCUCUGGGCUUGACUUAG